CAACGCGUAGCUCGACUGGAUGGGUGCAGUGUGUUUUGUGUCGCGCAAACAUAUUUGUUGCAAUUUAUGAGUCCAACAAGUACAACUGGAAUUAUAGGAAAAGUUCUGGAUUCUCGCGAACUGCCAUAGUCUGAAUAUAUAGUCUAUAUAUAGCCCAAUAAUGACCGACCGCUAUGGAAAUGGGGUCACAACUAGUUUGGUUGAAGCAACCAAUACCAAUGGAUAUGGCCAGGAUAAGCAAGACGAGGCCGAAGCUGGAGAGGAUGGCAAAAUUGUGCUUAAGCGGAAACUGACCCUAAUCAAUGGUGUGGCCAUUAUAGUUGGCACCAUUAUCGGAUCGGGCAUUUUUAUAGCACCCACGGGAGUAUUCUACUACACCGAAUCCGUCGGAAGUUCACUUUUGAUUUGGUCGGCUUGCGGCAUUCUUUCAACAAUUGGCGCUCUUUGCUAUGCGGAAUUGGGCACAAGUAUCACCAGAUCCGGUGGCGAUUAUGCCUACCUCUUGGUCGCAUUUGGACCACUUGUUGGAUUCCUGCGUCUCUGGAUCGCACUGCUCAUCAUCAGGCCAACAACUCAGACAAUUGUUGCACUAACUUUUGCACAUUAUGCGGCGAAGCCGUUCUUCGAGGAUUGUGAUCCCCCACAACUUGCCGUCAAACUGCUGGCAGCUGUUUGCCUCUGUCUACUCACUGCGAUUAAUUGCAUGUCGGUCAAGGUGUCCAUGAAGGUGCAGGACAUCUUUACGAUUGGCAAACUGCUAGCGUUGAUAAUGAUAAUACUCGCUGGACUCUAUUAUAUGGCCACUGGCAAGCUUGAAAACUUCUCGAAUCCCUGGGAGGGCAGCUAUAGUGCCCGCAACAUUGGCUAUGCCUUCUACUCGGGUCUGUUUGCCUUUGGCGGCUGGAACUACUUGAACUUUGUCACCGAGGAACUGCAGGAUCCAUACAAAAAUCUGCCACGCGCCAUUUGGAUUGCGAUGCCACUCGUCACAGGGAUCUAUGUGUUGGUGAAUCUUGCCUACUUUGCUGUCGUUUCCAAGCCGGAGAUGCUCAGCUCUUUGGCGGUUGCUGUGACCUUUGGCAACAAAGUCUUUGGCCCGCUGGCUUUUAUGGUGCCCAUCUUUGUGGCUCUGAGCACAUUUGGUGGUGUCAAUGGUGUUCUCUUCACAUCGGCUCGUCUCUUUGCCACUGGCGCCCAGGAGGGUCACCUGCCCAAGUUCUUUCAACUGUUCCAUGUCAAGCAACAGACACCGAUUCCAUCUUUGAUAUUUGCGUGCCUGAUGUCUUUACUCAUGCUCUUGACCGAGAAUGUCUAUGAGCUAAUUAACUAUUUCAGCUCCGUGCUCUGGCUCUCUGUGGUGGCCAGCAUAGCAGGCAUGUUGUGGCUUCGUCACAAGAAACCUAAUCUGCCGCGUCCUAUUAAAGUGCAUUUGGCACUGCCGAUUAUUUUUAUGACCAUCUGUGUGACUUUAGUGCUGCUGCCCAAUUUCAAGGAGCCCGCCAAUCUGCUCAUUGGCAUAGCCAUCACAUUGGCAGGCAUACCAUUUUACUAUGUUUGCAUUGCCUGGAAACAGAAGCCCCGUUCCUAUGGCCGCCUCUCGAAUGGCAUGGUUAAUUUGUGCCGUGCCAUCUUCAACACAACGAUCAUCGAGUCCAACGAGUCGCUUGAGUAGGAUGAAUAGCCCAUCCACCGGAUCAUCAUGAAAUGCUGAUGCAUUGCAUUAAGUUUACCACAAGAAAGCAGAUAUUUUACAUGAGUCCAGCCAUGGCACAAGAAAUUAAAAUGAAUAUGCCUAA
Molecule: messenger RNA, 1796 nt
Organism: Drosophila grimshawi
Lineage: Eukaryota; Metazoa; Arthropoda; Insecta; Diptera; Drosophilidae
Gene: JhI-21
Product: large neutral amino acids transporter small subunit 1
Exons: 8
Coding region: 161-1672 (503 amino acids)
Biological process (GO): amino acid transmembrane transport
Cellular component (GO): membrane
Molecular function (GO): L-amino acid transmembrane transporter activity
Source: RefSeq, a predicted model, not a curated record